Crotalus tigris (Tiger rattlesnake) is the source of this 4984-nucleotide messenger RNA. RefSeq names its product toll like receptor 3 (gene TLR3). Gene Ontology annotation, cellular component: membrane. The record is from RefSeq and is a predicted model, not a curated record. The transcript has 5 exons. Gene Ontology annotation, biological process: inflammatory response; immune response; toll-like receptor signaling pathway. Lineage: Eukaryota; Metazoa; Chordata; Lepidosauria; Squamata; Viperidae. Bases 379 to 3111 code for a protein of 910 amino acids. Gene Ontology annotation, molecular function: transmembrane signaling receptor activity; protein binding.
UUUACCGAGAUAGAAACUGCAGACAAGUUUUUUUCUUUCUUUUUGAAAUGUCCGUACUUGCUCCUUCAGCGCCCAGCCUUCAAGUUUUCUUCUGCAGUUUCCUUUGCCCCGGAUUGCCGAGAGAGCGAGCGAGCAAAAGUGGUGUGAAUACUUUCCCCUGCAGCCUCCGAAGUUGUUUGAAGAAAGAGAAGAGCAGUCUAACGGGGAACUUAAAAGAGUAAAGCUUUUGUUUUGGCGCGGGACAGACGACCGGAGAGGGAAAUUGCUGUUGCAUAUUUUUGACUCGGGAUUUUAGCUUUCUUUUGCACCACCGCAAGUCCUUAUUUAAAGUUCGAAACUUUUUGCCCUUCCCUUUUUAGAAAGAGAUUGUACGGCUGCAUGAGAAGGGGCAGGCGCGCAAUUUAUAGCUGCUGUUACACAGCCUCCCCGAGGAAAAUGAAGAAGCUUUUGAGGUGCUGGACAUGCUUGCCUUUCAUCCUUUGCACUAUCCCAACUAAUUGUGGAUCAACUCAGGAUAUCUGUAAAAUCACAGAUAAAAUGGCAGACUGUACUCAUUUAAAACUGUCUCAAAUUCCCUCCAAUCUCCCAACUGACAUAACAGCCUUGGAUAUUUCACAUAACCAGCUGAAAACACUGCCACCUAAAAACCUUACGAAGUAUAAUCAGCUCAUUUAUUUAAAUGUGGGAUUCAAUUCCAUCUCUAAACUAGAGAUGCACUUGUGCCUCAGUUUACCUUUGUUAGAGGUGCUGAGGCUGGAGCACAAUCAGUUGCGUAUAUUACAUGGAGAAGUUUUUACUUCCUGUACCAAUCUGAGAGAGCUUAAUUUGGGAUUCAACUUUCUGAAUGCAAAAAAUGAUCUUUUCAAAAAUCUGAAGAAUUUGACAUUCUUGGAUGUCUCUCGUAAUUCCCUAAGUUCUACAAAAUUAGGGUCUCAGCAGCAAUUAGAGAAUCUACAAGAGCUUGUGAUGUCUCAAAACCAAAUUACAGAAUUAAAGAAAGAAGAUCUAUACUUUCUUCGUAACUCUUCAUUAAAAAGAUUGGACCUUUCAUCUAACCCCAUAAAAAAGUUUCAACCAGGUUGCUUCCAUGCUAUUGGAAACAUAUAUGGCCUUGAUCUGAACAACAUUCCAUUGGGACAUGAUGGCACAGAGAAACUUUGUUUGGAAUUAUCUGGCACAAAAAUACAGAACCUUUCAAUGAGCAAAGUACAACUUUCACGGAUCUCCAAUUUGACCUUUAGUGGAAUGAGUAAAACAAACCUUACCAUUUUAAACCUAUCAAAUAAUUAUUUGUCUGUUAUUGAAAAUACCUCAUUUAUAUAUUUUUCAAAUUUAAAAAAACUAAAUCUAAUGAAUAACAAUAUUACAAAUUUUUUUUCUCAUUCUCUUUAUGGGCUUCACAAUUUGAACUAUUUGAACUUAGAAAAUUCACAUGUCAGAAUAAUUAAUUCAGCUUUCCAGUGGCUAACUCAUUUGAAUUACCUUAUUAUGGAUGGUAAUAGAUUUCUAGAGAUUACUCCUCAUACAUUUAAAGGUUUAGAAAAUUUGAAAAACUUGAGUUUAUGUCAGUGCAACAUAAAUUCAAUAACAAAUAUGACAUUUGCUUCACUUGCAAAUUCUUCCCUGCAGUUUCUCAAUCUAACAAAAACUGGAAUCAUUUCUAUCAAGUCCAAAGCUUUUUCUUGGCUAAGGCAAUUAAAAAUGCUUGAUUUAGGUUUAAAUAAUAUUAAGCAGAACCUUACAGGUCAGGAAUUUCAAGGUCUUAGUAAUAUUGAGACUCUGUAUCUUUCAUAUAACUAUCAGUUGAAUUUGACGAGUGAAUCAUUCACUCUUAUUCCAAGCCUUCGAAAGCUGAGAAUGAGAAAGGUACGUUGCAGUAAUCUUGCAAUCACCCCCUCACCAUUUCGUAAAUUAAAGAAUUUGGCAAUCCUGGAUAUGGGUAACAACAAUAUUGCUAACAUAAAGGAUGAUAUAUUUGAUGGACUGCAUCAGCUUGAAAUUCUUGACCUGCAGCACAAUAAUCUGGCUCAACUUUGGAAACACACCAACCCAGAUGGUCCUGUUCUCUUUCUCAAAGAUCUUCACAACCUUCGCCUACUGGAUUUAGAAUCAAAUGGCUUUGAUGAGAUUCCACACAAGGCUUUCCAUGGCUUAUAUUUAUUGAGAAGCUUGAAUUUAAAUUCCAAUCUCUUAAAUCUGCUUCCCAGUUCUGUUUUUGAUGAUCUUACAUCUCUGAGUUUUCUCUUCCUCCAGAAGAAUAUGGUCACAGCUGUUGAUGAAAAAGUAUUUGGUGCUGUUUUCAAACAUCUGAAAGUAUUAAAUAUGGCUUCAAAUCCAUUUGACUGUACUUGUGACAGUAUAACUUGGUUUGUUAGUUGGCUCAAUAGCAACAAAACAUAUAUCCCAAAUUUAAACAGUUAUCAAUGCAACACUCCACCCAAAUAUCACUCUAAUUCAGUAGCACAGUUUGAUACUUCUAUAUGUGAUAAUGUCCCCUUUAAGCUAAUAUACAUUUUGUGCACUACUUCUGUAUUAUUCCUCAUCUCUAUAGCUCUGCUUGUUCACUUUGAAGGAUGGAGAAUUAAAUUUAUGUAUACUGUGGCUAUAAACAGAGUAUUAGGCCUCAAAGAAAUAGAUAGACCACAACAGCACUUUGAAUAUGAUGCCUACAUCAUUCAUGCCAAGAAGGACAUGAACUGGGUAUAUAAGAACUUCAUUACCCUUGAAGAAAAUAAUCAACCAGCCAUUCGAUUUUGUUUAGAGGAACGAGAUUUUGAAGCUGGAAUAUCUGAAUUUGAAGCCAUCAUCAAUAGCAUACAGAGAAGUAGAAAAAUCAUAUUUAUUGUAACUAAACAUCUCUUAAAAGAUCCCUGGUGUAAAAGGUUCAAAGUGUACCAUGCUAUACAGCAAGCUAUUGAACAAAGUCGGGAUUCUGUUAUACUUAUUUUUCGACAUGAUAUUCCGGAUUACAAGUUAAAGAAUGCACUUUGUUUACGAAGAGCAAUGUUCAAAUCUCAUUGUGUCUUGCAGUGGCCUGUGCAGAAAGAACGUCUGAAUGUCUUUUACCAGCAAUUGAAAUCAGCACUUCAAUCUAGUAGUAGGAUAAUAUGAUUUGUUUUAAGAAAAAUAUUGUAUGCAUUUCUGGGUAAUUCACUCAGUGGUUAAAAUACCACACUAAAAAUAUGAUAUUGGAGGAAAAAAGGUCAAUGCAAAACCAUUCUUCCAGGAUUUUUUUCUUUUGUCCAAAAUAGGAGAGUGUUGUAUCCAAGCAUACAAAAUGAAUGAGCCACAUUUGGGAACAUCAAAUGUCUGCUACAAGAGAAGACAGUGAAAGUAUUUUGGAGGUGAGACCAAAAAAUAGGGGUAUGUGCUAAACAAAAGUGUAUUUGAUUUUAAAUCCAAAACUAAUCUCUCUUUCUCUUCCAUGUGGCUCAUAUUAAAACUUGACUACCGAUCUUUUCAGCAAUUUCCUUUCGCUGCUUACCCACAGCUGCCUAACUCCUCUCUCUUCACCUAUAUGCCAGUCUUUGCUUUAGCCAUACCUGGGCACCAUCCUUCCCGCUGGUCUUCACAUAACCUUCCUUUUCCUAUUCUCUAGCCACAGUGGGAGGCUGCCAUCUUGCCAUCUUUUCUGACUGCUCAAAACUAACUGGCCUAUACACAGCAGUUUAUGUAUAGAACAAUUUGCAUAUUCCCAAUACUUCAUCUCUCUCCACUUUCUUACCCAGAAAUAGGAGUUGCAAAGUAAGUUAACUUCUUGUCUUUGCUGCAUAAUCUUACUGGAAAAAAGAAAUGUAACAAGAGUAGAAUCCUAAUAUCUGUUGCACUAGAAAAGAGGGUUUGGUGAAAAUACAAUUGAUACAGCAUGUUUAGGUCUAACCAGUUUAAGUAAAAUAUGAUAAUACUUGCUAGUAGGAAAGAGCAAAAUAUUCCUUGCCUGAAUUGUUCCAGGUGUGGAACAUCUGCUUUUGAGUAGUCAGAGCAACAAAAACACAUAUUUUAGAUAUUUUCGUCAUUAAGAUGGAUCUGUUUUGUUCCAGAUAUGGUUUGUUUCUCGUGAGGCAAGUAAAUGGGAAAAAAAGAUAACAGGUUUUCUAACUUAUGCCAAAUCUGAAUUAUCUUUUUUUAAAAUUAAUCAAAGAUGUGUAUUAAAUGAAUAAUGGGUAAGUAAGUUAAUGUUGUUAUAUUUGAGUGAUUGUUUAUAAAAUUAGAUACUGAUAGUAGUGGCAAAACCAACAAAUACUAAGCUAUUUCUCAACAAGCUGUAAAACUUGAAAGGAUGAUAAUCGGAGCAUUUAAGUGAUAAACUUUUUUAAAGCAUUUGCUUUGAAGAGUUACUAUAUGGUAAGAUUAGAAAUUAAUCAUUGUGCUUAUAGUUUUAGAGAAAAAAAUCAAUAUAUAAUACAUAGUGCAAUAUAGCUAAUAUGUAUUAAAAACAGUGCCUUGCAUAUCAUAGCAAUUGAUUUCAAACUAUGAACAGAUAGUAAAUUGAAUAUACGUUAGCCAUAAUCUGUGAUGUAAAAAAAAUGUUUACCAGUGUCCUGUCUUGGGACAUAUGCAAUGGGAUCUAAAAGGGGGUGUGGCCUGACCAUGCCUCUUAUGGACAAAUUGCUCUCUUAACAAGAGAUCUGAUUCCAGCUAAUUUAUCACUGUAUUUAAAUUUAUCUUCUCAGACAUAACUGGUGAUCCAAAUUGGUUCUUCUAUGAACAGCACGAUUCCUUCUAUUCAUGAGAUACACCAGGGUCUAUUACUGUUACAUGCAAAAGAACAUGUAAAAUGUUUAGAUCUUACAUCUAGUAGCAAUAAGGUUGUUCUCACAUUUUGUUUCUCUUCCUCGCCUAGUAACUAAGGAUAAAUACAUUAUUAUCUUCCUAAUAAUAAUAAAAAAAAAGUUGGAAGGGACCUUGGAGGUCAUCUAGUCCAACCCCCUCUUCAGGCAGGAAACCCUAUACCCUUUCAAACAAAUGGCUGUCCAGUCUCUUC